CUGUCGCCGGCGCAGCACCGCUACGUGGCCACGGUCAUGCGCCUGCGCGAGGGCGACGCCCUGCGCUGCUUCGGCGCGGCCAUGGGCGAGUGGGCGUGCGCCGUGGAAACGACGACGCGCCGGGGCACGACGGUCGCGGCCGCGGUCCAGACGCGGCCGCCGCCGGGCGACGAGACGCCGCGUCUCGACCUCUACUUCGCGCCCCUGCGGAAGAAGCGGACGUCGCUGCUCAUCGAGAAGGCCGUGGAGCUGGGCGCGACGCGGCUCGCGCCCGUGAAGACGGAGCGCGUCGAGCGGGCGUCGCUCGCGGCGCUCGGAGCGGGGAUCCACGCGAGCGCGGUCGAGGCGGCGGAGCAGUGCGAGCGGCUGCGGGUGCCCGUCGUCGAGGACGUCGUGGAUCUCGCGUCGCCGCUCGGAGACCUGCCGCUCUUCGUCUGCGCCGAGCGCGCGGACGGGGCGUCGCCGCGGCUCCUCGACGCGCUCCUAGGCGCGGAGCUCGGCGACGGCGCCGCGUUGCUCGUGGGGCCCGAGGGCGGCUUCUCCGACGCGGACCUCGCCGCCGUGCGCGCGUCGAACCCGGACGCGACCUUCGUCAGCCUCGGCGCCGGCAUCCUCCGCGCGGAGACCGCCUGCUGGGCGGGCCUCGCGGUCGCCGCGGCCGCGCUGGGC
Aureococcus anophagefferens is the source of this 669-nucleotide messenger RNA. RefSeq lists its product as hypothetical. The transcript has a single exon. The annotation marks the transcript as partial. Lineage: Eukaryota; Pelagophyceae; Pelagomonadales; Pelagomonadaceae. The record is from RefSeq and is a predicted model, not a curated record. Gene Ontology annotation, molecular function: rRNA (uridine-N3-)-methyltransferase activity. Gene Ontology annotation, biological process: rRNA base methylation.